AUGGAAGUGUUGUUCCAUGAUGAAGAGGGAGACUACAUUCAUGCCACCAUUCUGAAAAAAGAUAUUGUCAAAUAUAGAGAAAUAUUACAAGAGGGCAAACUGUUUGAAAUUAAAAACUUCAUGGCUGCCACAAAUUACUAUGUCUACAAGAUUACACAACAUGAGUUCAUGAUAAAAUUCAACUAUAAAACACAAGUGAAGGAGAUACAUUCUAUAGGCUUUCCUUUAAAAAUGUUUCGCUUAAAGAGUUUCAUUUCUUUGGAAGAUCCUGCCGAUGUUAAUGACAAGGAACUUAUUGAUGUUAUUGGUCGGCUCAUUGAGAUCUAUAAUCCUAUGGAUAAGAUUAUAGGUGGAAAGGCAACAAGACUUAUUGACUUUCAAAUUGAAGACAAUGCUGAGAACACCCUGACAUGUACACUGUGGAAUGGACAUGUAUCUUCUCUUAUGCCUUAUUACAAUAGUGAUUCGAAAGAACCACUUAUUGUAGUCAUUCAGUGCUGUCGGGCUAAAGUGGUUAGUGGUGAGGUGAGAAUCACCAGCUCAUAUGAUGCUACCAAGCUUUGGUUCAAUGAGGAUUUUGAGGAAUUCCUAGAGUUCAAGUCAAAGUUGAAAUUUGAAAAUACUCUAAUGAGAAGUCUUAGUACUGACACUCUGCACUCACACUCUACAGGUAUUAGUGACUUUAAAAAUGCUUCUGUCAUUGUCACUAACUGCUAUGAUCUUAAGAAGAUUCAAGAGGAUGGGGAAUACUAUGUGGCUGCAGAGAUUUUGGGGUUAGAUUGUGAGGAUGGGUGGUACUAUGUAUCAUGCAUGUCACCUGACUGUAAUAAGAAACUUAAAGAAGAUGGAGGAUCACUCAUUUGUACUAAGUGUCACAAGCCUUAUACUCAGGGUACAGUUAGGUAUAAAGUGGUUGUAAUUGCUCUAGACAAGAGUGGAGAUGUUCCACUAUUACUUUGGGAUAGAGAAGUGGCAGAACUUGUGGGUAUCCCUGCUUCGAUUUUGUAUCAAAAAUACAAGGAGGUUGAUGUUGAAGUACCACCUGAGUUGGAUGCUAUUGUGGGAAUGAAAAUGUUGUUUAAAAUAGGUUUUAAACAGGCUCUAAAGAGGGGUAAUAAUUAUCCAUUCAAUGUGUUGAGGCUGGUCAAGGAAGAACAAUUGCUGAAAACCUAUAGUGACAGAUUUGUCGAGCAUCAAGAGCAGGAUUUAAUGUCAAGAAUGAUUGAGGAGGAAACUAACACUAAUGCAAAUUCUGAAGUAAGAAUUUCAAACUAA
Messenger RNA from Ipomoea nil (Japanese morning glory), 1275 nucleotides. RefSeq names its product replication factor A protein 1-like. Bases 1 to 1275 code for a protein of 424 amino acids. The transcript is spliced from 8 exons. NCBI's taxonomy places the organism in Eukaryota, Viridiplantae, Streptophyta, Magnoliopsida, Solanales, Convolvulaceae. The record is from RefSeq and is a predicted model, not a curated record.